UUCUCUGAGAAGAGCACAAGGCAGUGGCUUAAUCAUUCAUCAGUGGCUCCUAAUCUGGGGAGGUAAAUGCUCCCUGACACUUCUCAGGGCUUCAGAUUUCUCCUCACAUCAUUUCCUCUGUGCAACUGCCACAUGGCUUGGAGGCAGCAUCACUAAAUGCCAGCUGGCACUGACUUAAAGAGACACGAAGAAGAAGGCUGCUGAGAAAUCAAGAAGCCCCUCAGCUAACCCAGAGGAAGUGGGAGAUGUGUAGUUUCCUGCAGACAGAGUGAAGCUUGUGGGCGGAGUCUGUUCUCUAAAGCUUCAGCUUCCCUUCCAGCUGCUGUACUGGGAGAGUCUCUCACAUACACUGCCGCCUGCAUCUGCUGCACCCUCACACCAGCAGGAGCAAUAAAGCCGGGACCAAAAGUGCAUAGGAACCUUCUCCCUCAAACAGUGAGCGAUUCGAAAUACUAGAAAGCAAAUCCCCAAGCUCUAAUGGCCAGCAAUAACACAGCCAGUAUAGCGCAAGCCAGAAAGCUGGUGGAACAGCUAAAAAUGGAAGCCAAUAUUGACAGAAUAAAGGUAUCGAAAGCAGCAGCUGACUUGAUGGCUUACUGUGAAGCCCACGCCAAGGAAGACCCACUUCUCAGCCCAGUACCUGCAUCAGAAAAUCCAUUUAGAGAGAAGAAGUUUUUCUGUGCCAUCCUGUAAAACAUCAGCUACCUUUUGUGCAAUCAGGCUCCCCGAAAACUGAUGUAGAAUUUUGAACAUCAAUGGAUUCAUGCAGUCUGCAGAUUUAUUAGAGAAAUGUAUUUAUAAAGACAAGGCUGGGAGCUGCAGUGGCAAACAUGUCCAAAGAAACGUGUCUCCCUUAUGGAGGUUAAAGAACAUGAAAUCCACCAUGAUAACACAUACUAGAGAAGGGAGAUUAUGUACGGGGAAAGCUGUCUAUUUUUUUUUUUACGUUUUAAAACUGUUUUCCUUUUUUUUGAUGGGUUGUUAUUGUUUUUGAGACAAAGUUUAAUAAUUUGGGGCAUACUAUUUAAUUUAAAUGGAAUUGUCAUUUUUAGCUGCAGGAUAUAUUUGACAUGGUCUUCUUAUGUCAUAUCUGGAUAUUGUGCAUUGUUGCAUUAGAGUAGCACAAGGAUAAUCUUCACUGCAGGAAAGUGUAGAACUAUAACAAACACUCACAGUGUGUAUUAUGGAGCUAGCCAGAACUCACAGCCAGUUUACUCUGCUACGGUUAUUUGUAUUCUAGGAAUGAAUGGUAACAUUUCUAAUUGUGUUUUUUUGAGUCCACAGGAAGGAAUAUUGUGUGAUGUACUUUUGAUACCUAUUUUUGUGAUUCUUUGGAAGGCAAUGUUUGUGCAUGAAAAAAAUAAAACCAUUUCAGUCUAGGA
Xenopus laevis (African clawed frog) is the source of this 1382-nucleotide messenger RNA. It is a transcript of the gene gng2.S, whose product is annotated as guanine nucleotide-binding protein G(I)/G(S)/G(O) subunit gamma-2. The record is from RefSeq and is a predicted model, not a curated record. The transcript has 4 exons. The coding region runs from base 478 to 693 and encodes 71 amino acids. Lineage: Eukaryota; Metazoa; Chordata; Amphibia; Anura; Pipidae.